Drosophila kikkawai is the source of this 1737-nucleotide messenger RNA. RefSeq names its product luciferin 4-monooxygenase. NCBI's taxonomy places the organism in Eukaryota, Metazoa, Arthropoda, Insecta, Diptera, Drosophilidae. The record is from RefSeq and is a predicted model, not a curated record. Gene Ontology annotation, molecular function: long-chain fatty acid-CoA ligase activity. Gene Ontology annotation, biological process: long-chain fatty acid metabolic process; fatty-acyl-CoA biosynthetic process.
UUUUGUUUUGUCCCAUCGACCGUCCGACAGGAAUCGAGAAAUCAGUGCGAGCCAAAUGGCGGCCACCAAAUACGACAGCUUUGAGAAGAUAUGGUCGGGCCCGAAGGACAAGGAGUACUAUGGUCCGGAUAUGACGCUCGGCGAGGUGGCCCUAAUCAUCCUGCGGCUUUACUCCGACAAGGUGAUGCAGGUGUUUGAUCCCACGGGUGAGGAGCUCACCGGAGGGCAGCUCUUGGAGCAGAGCCGCCGUCUCGCCCAUGCUUUCCAGCGGCUAAAAUUACAGCGGGGCGAUGUGGUGGGCAUCUCGGCCAAGAAUACGACUUACCUCACCGAAGUGGUCAUUGCAGCUCUGCUCAAUGGCACUCCCAUCAACCCACUGCAUCCGGAUUUUGAUUCUGAAACUACGGCCUAUAUGUACGAGAUCACCAAGCCCAAGGUUAUAUUCUGCGACCUGGACAACUACGAGACCUUGAGCGCGGUCAAGAGCAGUCUCAAGUUCAAAACGGAGCUCAUCCUGCUCACCGGAACACUGCCAGGAGUUCGCAACAUUCAGGAUCUGCUAGCAGAUGGCUGUACCGAGUACGACGAGAAGACCCUUUUUGCCUGCCCGCAUUUGAGCGGCGAUGACACGGCUUUCAUAAUCACCUCCUCGGGCGUAACUGGUUUGCCCAAGGGCGUAAGCCGUUCGCACCGCAGCCUCCUGAACAAUGCCAAAAUCCCUCAGCUCUUCACCUCGGAGACAGUGCUCUUCUGCAUUAGUCCGCUCUACUGGAUCAGCUGCAUCUUCACCUUGCUCGCUUCUCUGGUCAAUGGGUGUCGCCGGAUCAUCACCAACCGUCCCUACAGUGUGGAGUACUUUGCGGACCUGGUGGAGCGCCACCAGGUGAGCUUCGUGCUUACCGUUCCCCACCACAUGGCCCUCUUGGCCCGCAGUCCCGAACGGUUUCAGCUGGCCGAGAAAAUGCAGUGUGUCCAGUCGUUUGUUUGCAGUGGAUCCAAGGUUCCCUUGGGCAUCUGGCGGCAGUUGUACGAGCUGCUGGGCGCCGACAGGUUUGCCGUGCUCUAUGGUCUCUCCGAGAUCGGAGGUAUCUCGAAGAAUGUGGGAUGCCCGCUGGGCAGCGAGGGCAAGCUGCUGCGAAACAUUCAGGUGCGACUGGUUGAUGGACAGGGUCAGUCCCUGGGUCCCAACCAGACGGGUCAGAUUCUGGCGCGACUCAACUUCCGCUGGGGAGGCUACUACCACAACCCGCAGGACACCCAGGUGACGGUCACGCCCGACGGAAAGUGGCUGCUGACGGGGGAUCACGGCUACUUCGAUGACGAAGGCUGCCUGCACUACCAGACACGCGACAGCGACGUCUUCAAGUACAACCACUUUCCCAUCUAUCCCAAGCAGAUCGAGGACGUUAUACUGCACCUGCCAGGAGUCCAUGAAGUGGCCGUCUUCGGCAUACCUGACGAGGUGUCCACCAAUCUCACAGCCUGCGCCGUGGUCCGAGAGGAGAAUGAGUGGGGGGAGCAGCUCACCGAUCGGGAUGUAAAGGGAAUCGUGGAGCAACACCUGAGCGAGGCCUUUCACAUAAGGGGCGGUGUCUUCUUUGUGGACAAUCUCCCGAAGACGCAGAACAACAAAGUGCAGCGAAGGAGAAUCUGGCCGGAGCUGAGUGAGGCCACCACCCAUCUGUGAGGCAAUCUUUGUUAUAAAUAAAUGUCACCUGUUGGACAAAGUCGUGCUCU